AUGAGGGAUUUGCCGUUAAAAUGCACGUAUUCAUGUCCAAAGACAACAGGAUUUAUCUUUACAAUUUUACUCACCGUGUGCGUCAAAUAUUCGGAAAACACACAAAAGGACGUCAGCAUCAAUGCGAUAAUUGGUUUGAGUGUGGAAUGUGGGGAAAAGAACUGGGAAAUUUCGGUUGAGAGAAAGUUUUUCGGCCGAAGUGUGCCCUUCUCUCCCAUUUUCCUCCGACUGGGUGAGGACUUAAUCGAGUUUGGGCACCAACCCCCCAGCCCAUGUGCACCUCAGGUGGACCUGCUGACUCCCAACCGAAUGCUUCUGACUGCUGGUUUGCAAGACUGCGGUACAGACUCUGAGGUGGAGGGUGACUGGCUUGUGUACACUAAUAAACUGGUGUUGACCCCUCUACCAUUUAAAACCCGCAGUGGCAUCCUCAUCCAGAAGGGGGAGCCAAAGGUAGUGCCCAUUGAAUGCCGUUUCAAGAGGAAGGUGUUGGUGAGUGGGGAGCCCCAGUCCCCCACAUGGCUACCCAUGACAUCCACCAUGUUGGCAGCCGGCCUCCUCAGCUUCUCAAUAAGAGUCAUGACGGAGAACUGGGAGUCUGUGAGCAGUUCUACUCUGCUCCUGCAGGGGGCGCCCCUGUACCUGGAGGCGAUGGUCUCCGCCCCCCUGCACCCUCCCCUGCGCCUCUAUGUGGAUUACUGUGCAGCCACGCUCACUCCCGAUCCUGGACCCGGACCCGGAUCCCUCUCCCAACCAGCACUCCCGCUCAUCAUUAACCAAGGGUGUCUGGUGGACAGCCCGAUGUCAUCUUCUUCCUCUUCCUCCUCCUCUUCCUCCUUCUCCUCCUCCUUCCCCCAGUUUGCUGCCCGAUCUGCCCUGAACAUUCUGCGCUUCAGCGUCCCAGCAUUCUACUUCAGACAGGACACCAAGAGCCAAAUUGUCUUCCUCCGUUGUACCCUGAGGGCUGUGCCAGUGUGGACGCCUCCAGACCCGCUCAACAAGGCAUGCUUCCUGCACCGGCCUACCGACAGGUGGCUGUCGGUGGACGGAGUUGACGUCGUGUGUUCAUGCUGCGCUAGUGGAGACUGCCGCGAACCGGCAGGGAACACCAGCGACGCCACAGCCACCACAACACUGCAUCACGUAGGCGACCUGUAG
Molecule: messenger RNA, 1158 nt
Organism: Engraulis encrasicolus (European anchovy)
Lineage: Eukaryota; Metazoa; Chordata; Actinopteri; Clupeiformes; Engraulidae
Product: zona pellucida sperm-binding protein 3-like
Exons: 8
Coding region: 1-1158 (385 amino acids)
Source: RefSeq, a predicted model, not a curated record